CACUCAAGCCGCCUGGGGUGGCUGACCUUGCUCGCCAUGGACUCCAGCUACCUCUCCAAGCAGGUCAACAGCAGCAUUGACCAGCUGCACGGCAUCUUUGACGAAAUCGGCGUGCCCGACCAUGAGCGCGAGGCGCGAGAGGCAGAGCUGUUCCAAGCUCUGUCGGAAGCGCUCAACAACCACCUGCGCACGGUGACAAAGGAGAAGAAGGACAUGAUUGACGAAGCCAAAAAGACCGUCACCACGAUUCGACAGAUGGAAGCCUCCAUGGACGACUCCAGGCCCCGACGUAAGAACUCGACCAGCGACGACCUGAAGCUUUCGUAUCCUCUGAUCCCUUGCCUGCAAAGGCUCAAGGAGAAGCAGGGGCAGGUACAGAAGAAGCACAAGGAGCGACUUGAACAAGUCAAGAAGCUCGUUGAAGCCCUCGAAUCAUACUCAUCGCACCUGGAGCCCUCAUUCGUCAAGAUUGCUCUCCCUCCUACCGGUCCCAGCCAAUCUGUCCCCCUGACAUUUGAUCUGUCACCAUCAUAUGUAGCUCGCCUUGACGCAGAGUUUACGCGAGUGUAUGAAGAGUAUACUCGCCGGCUCACGACGGUGGAGACAUUGGGUGACGACAUCAUUCAGCUGUGGGCCGAGCUGGGUGUUCCCCAAGCCCAGCAAGAUACAGCCGUCAUCAAGUAUUACCGCGAAGCCCCUGAGCAACUUGGCCUUCACCAGGAGGAUAUCCAGCGUCUGCAAGCCAAGCAUGAUAAACUAUUGGAAGAGAAGAAGAGUCGCGAAAAGAAGCUACGCGACCUCAAGGCUACAGUCGAGAACCUCUGGGAGAAGCUUGGUAUUGAUGAGGAGGAGACCAAGGCCUUCCUCAGCGAGAACAGAGGCUGCGGGAUCCGCCAGAUUAACGAGUUUGAAGACGAGCUGGAGCGAUUGAAUGUGGUAAAGCGAAAGAACAUGCACAUCUUUAUUGAGGACGCGCGCGUCAAGCUCCAAGAACUCUGGGAUGUCCUGUACUUUUCAGACGAUGACAUGCUCGAGUUUACUCCUGCCUUUUCCGAUGUCUACAGUGAUGCGUUGCUGGAAGCCCAUGAGCGGGAGAUUGCUCGCUUGGAGACAUUGAAAGAGCAACGCGCGCCGAUCCUCGACCUCGUUGCUAAGCACAAGUCUCUGGUUAAAGACCGAGACGAGCUUCUCGCAGCAAGCCAGGAUGCCUCCCGUCUUAUGCUGCGCGGCCAAAAGGGCGAGAAACGCGAUCCCGGAAAGCUGCUUCGCGAAGAAAAAAUGCGCAAGCGCAUCGCCAAGGAGCUGCCCAAGGUGACGGCCGACGUUCGCAAAGCACUCGAGCAAUGGGAGGACGAGUACGAUAGACCGUACUUGGUUUUUGGCGAGCGAUACCUCGAUGAGUUGGAUGCCGAAGACUCAAAGAAGCCAACUCAAACCCGAUCCAGGACUCCAGCAGGCCCUCCUCCGUCGGCCACCAAGGCACUGACGAAAUCAGUGUCAUCUUCAGCAAUCAGGCCUUCCACCACCACCAAGGCCUCGCAACCUCCUCGCUCAAUGACGAAAACUCCUACGGCCAGCGUAUACAACCUAAACAACAAGUCUCAGCCCAUGUUUUCGCAAUCCACCGCAGUGCCCAGCAGCCCUACAAGGCAGCCAAGCACAAGGGCUCCUUUGUCCAAGAUGAAGGAUGGCAGCAACUCGCCAGAGCGGCCUAGAGCACAGUUCCAAAAGAGUAUGGAGGCAUUGCGUAAGGGCGGCUCUGUCAGACUGCCUCCACCCAAGAUGCGCGAACUAAGAUCCGUGGCAUCACUGGAAUCACCAUUUAAGCCUUACAAGUCGAUGGGAUCGAAUGGAUCAACCACCAGCGUUGUGCGUGCGGUUGAGCCUGAAGACGCCUAUGAUGAGAGGCCACAGUCCAGAAUGAGCCGCGAGUCGAGCUUGUCGCACAGUCGCCAGCCCAGCUACAUUGAUGAUGAAGGAGCAAGCCGCUACUCCUCAAUCCGAGAGGUCCCGCGGUACCCUCAAACAGCCCAAAGCAGAUUCACUUCCAGCACAUCGACCACCUCAACCGUUGUCACCGGUUCCGAGAACUGGGAGACGUACGAUGACUAUAGCGAGGAAGAGCCAGAUAUGUCGGACUCGUACUACGCCAAGCUUCGGUCCUCUCGAAGCAAGCGGAUGGAGCCCGAGCAGGGCCACCGACCAGUUAGCAGCGCGGCGAAGCGUACGCGCGGAGUUCCUGCAGCUUACGCACCACCGGUGAUGAUUGACCAAGACGGUAACCGAGUCUCGGGAGGCGGCGAAUGGACAGAGACGGACGAUGACGGCUUUCCUUGAUUGCCUCUCGGUGCUGUUUCAGCCAACGCUGACUACGUCUUGUCUCUCACAGUUGAGGCUGGAAAAUGGUGUAAAUGAGACAUGUGUCUAUGCUACUCGCUGCCUUUGAUCACAUUGGCAGCAAGACGAAUGAAGAGCUUACGAGGAUGCGGGCCAUCUACAAACGGCGUUGCGGAGCCAUUGUCUGUUCUGCAGGCAGUCAAUGGCGCAAUGUAUGCGGCUUCACUUGAUUCUAUUUGUCCGAUUCUUGGACUGGGUUUUAUUCUGUGUUAUAUCUGCGCUGUGCUGAGCAUUGGGCUUUUUUUUGUUGUACUUUUUUCCUCUUUUGACUUCUUCUUCUUUGUCGUUUCUUUCAAUAUUCAAGGAUUGGGGCUAUAUGGGGAAUUCCCAAGGUGUAGGAGGGAGAGGGAAUGGCAAUGGAUUUGGGAAUGGGAUUGGAAAGGCGAAAAGGGACAUGGCGUUGGAUUCUGCUUAUUUUUGCUUGUGUGGUAUUUGCAUGGCUUUGGUUGAUUGAGGGGCCUCUUGUCUCUCUCUUUGUGUCUAUUUCUUUUCAGUUUUUGCAGCAUGAAAAAAUGUUACAAUGUUUGAAGUUUGAG
Molecule: messenger RNA, 2933 nt
Organism: Trichoderma atroviride IMI 206040
Lineage: Eukaryota; Fungi; Ascomycota; Sordariomycetes; Hypocreales; Hypocreaceae
Biological process (GO): microtubule cytoskeleton organization; mitotic spindle midzone assembly
Cellular component (GO): mitotic spindle midzone; cytoplasm; spindle
Molecular function (GO): microtubule binding
Source: RefSeq, a predicted model, not a curated record